UCAUACUACGAUCCUGCGCGCAUGUGGGUUGUGGAGCACAAAAACGAACGAUGCGAGAAACAUCAGAAUUUCUAUUUUGCCAUUCAGUGGACCACUCGAUGGGUAGUUGUUCGGUGGUCGUAGACACGGCAAUGUGGAUACACAUAUAUACUUGUGCCAUGUAAAGCGAUACUUUGAUUUUUGCUUCGUACCUACUAUACUUCUCGCCCUCAUCUGGACUCCAAAAAUGAAGUUGGAAAUCGUCGUUUGGAUUAUACAUUUUGUGAGCCGCGUAUACACUCUGCCCGACACGAUCAGAAUCGGGGGUUUAUUUCAUCCAAAUGACAUCAAUCAAGAAAAUGUGUUCAAACACGCCAUCCAUGACGUCAACGCCAAUCGGCUAAUACUUAGUAGAUCGAACCUUUCUGGUCAGGUAGAAAAAGUAUCGCCGCAAGACAGUUUCCAUGCUUCCAAGAGAGUGUGCAGUCUACUUCGGCUAGGCGUCGCCGCAGUUUUCGGACCACAAUCCGCUCAAAUAUCCAGUCACGUCCAGUCCAUUUGCGAUACAAUGGAAAUACCACAUUUGGAAACGCGAUGGGACUAUAAGCUGCGGCGUGAGAGCUGCUUGGUCAAUCUCUAUCCACAUCCGACCGUAUUGUCCAAGGCGUACUUGGAUUUGGUGAAAAAAUGGGGCUGGAAGUCGUUCACGAUAAUAUACGAGAGCAACGAAGGCUUAGUGAGGCUGCAAGAGCUGUUGAAAGCCAGGAAUGGCGCGUUUUCAGCGUACCCAAUCACGAUCCGUCAGUUGGGUUCCAGUCGAGAUCACAGGCCAUUAUUGAAGCAGAUAAAAAAUUCAGCAGAAUCACACAUCGUACUAGAUUGUUCAACCGAAAAAAUAUACGACGUUUUGAAACAAGCUCAACAAAUAGGAAUGAUGAGCGACUAUCACAGCUAUCUGAUAACAUCUCUGGACCUUCAUACGAUCGAUCUGGAUGAAUUUAAAUACGGUGGUACAAACAUCACAGGUUUCCGGCUGGUCAAUCCUGACACACCCGUGGUGCAAAAAGUGUUGAAACAAUGGGGAGAAAAUUUCACCGUCAUGUCGACGGAAACUGCUUUAAUUUACGACGCCGUUCAUCUAUUCGCCAGAGCACUCCACGAUCUGGACAGCAGCCAAAAGAUUGAUAUAAAACCAUUGAGCUGCGACGCUUCUGAUACAUGGUCUCACGGAUAUAGUUUAAUAAAUUAUAUGAAAAUAGUAGAAAUAAGUGGUCUGACCGGGGUCAUUAAGUUUGACAACCAAGGAUUUAGGACCGACUUCGAGUUAGAUGUGGUAGAAGUGAACAAAGAAGGACUAUCGAAGAUAGGAACUUGGAACUCCAGCCAAGGGAUAAACUUCACUAGGUCUUUUGUCGAAGCCUACUCUAGCAUCGUUGACAAUUUGCAUAACAAGACACUGGUCGUCACUUUAAUCUUGAGUUCACCUUACACUAUGCGCCGUGAAUCCAGUUUAAAACUAGUGGGCAACGAUCAAUUCGAAGGAUACGCGAUCGAUUUGAUAUACGAGAUAUCAAAACUGCUGGGUUUUAACUAUACACUGAAACUUGUGCCUGACGGCCGUUAUGGUUCUUACAAUGAAGACACUAAGGAGUGGGAUGGAAUGAUGGGAGAACUUUUACAACAGAGAGCGGACUUAGUAGUGGCUGAUCUAACUAUUACCUACGAUCGCGAACAAGCCGUCGAUUUUACUAUGCCAUUUAUGAACCUCGGUAUAAGUAUUUUGUACCGGAAGCCAAUCAAGCAACCACCGAACCUAUUUUCAUUUUUGUCUCCACUAUCAUUGGACGUGUGGAUAUACAUGGCUACGGCGUAUCUUGGCGUAUCGGUUCUCCUCUACAUACUAGCCAGAUUCACCCCGUACGAAUGGUAUAAUCCCCAUCCGUGUAACCCAGAUCCGGAUAACCUAGAAAAUCAGUUCUCCCUCAUGAACUGUAUGUGGUUCGCGUUCGGGUCUUUGAUGCAACAGGGCUGCGAUAUACUUCCCAAAGCCGUUUCCACAAGGAUAGUAGCCGGCAUGUGGUGGUUUUUUACAUUAAUCAUGAUCUCAUCGUACACUGCAAACUUGGCAGCGUUUUUAACCGUGGAAAGAAUGGACUCGCCGAUUGAAAGUGCCGAAGACCUUGCUAAACAAACGAAAAUAAAAUAUGGCGCACUUCGAGGUGGUUCGACUACCGCGUUUUUUAGAGAUUCAAAUUUUAUUACGUACCAAAGGAUGUGGUCGUUUAUGGAAUCGUCACGACCAAGCGUGUUUAUGUCUUCAAAUAACGAAGGCGUAGAAAGAGUUGUAAAAGGAAAAGGAAAUUAUGCAUUUUUAAUGGAAUCCACUAGUAUUGAAUACGUGAUUGAGAGAAAUUGCGAGUUAACUCAAGUCGGAGGGCUUUUGGAUUCAAAAGGUUACGGCAUUGCAAUGCCACCGAAUUCUCCAUAUAGAACAGCGAUUAGCGGGGCAGUAUUAAAACUCCAAGAAAUUGGUAAACUACAUAAGUUAAAAACAAAAUGGUGGAAAGAAAAAAGAGGCGGUGGCGCUUGUCGGGAUGAUACUUCAAAGUCCAAUAGCGCGGCCAAUGAAUUGGGUUUGGCUAACGUGGGCGGCGUGUUCGUAGUGUUAAUGGGUGGAAUGGGUGUAGCUUGUGUUGUAGCAGUGUUUGAAUUUGUAUGGAAGUCCAGAAAAAUAGCGGUCGAAGAGAGGGUAUGA
Messenger RNA from Rhopalosiphum maidis (corn leaf aphid), 2734 nucleotides. RefSeq names its product glutamate receptor ionotropic, kainate 1 (gene KaiR1D). The transcript has 17 exons. Bases 227 to 2734 code for a protein of 835 amino acids. The record is from RefSeq and is a predicted model, not a curated record. Gene Ontology annotation, biological process: synaptic transmission, glutamatergic; monoatomic ion transport; modulation of chemical synaptic transmission. NCBI's taxonomy places the organism in Eukaryota, Metazoa, Arthropoda, Insecta, Hemiptera, Aphididae. Gene Ontology annotation, cellular component: plasma membrane; postsynaptic membrane. Gene Ontology annotation, molecular function: glutamate-gated receptor activity; transmitter-gated monoatomic ion channel activity involved in regulation of postsynaptic membrane potential.